Molecule: messenger RNA, 239 nt
Organism: Trypanosoma cruzi
Lineage: Eukaryota; Euglenozoa; Kinetoplastea; Trypanosomatida; Trypanosomatidae
Product: surface protease GP63, putative
Exons: 1
Source: RefSeq, a predicted model, not a curated record
AUGCGGCAGUUGAUCCACGUCACACCACGGUCUGCAGUGCUGCUGGUGCUUCUGGUUGUGAUGAUGUUUGUGAUGUGUUGUGCCAGCGGGUGCUUUGCUGCCAGCCUGACGUGCUCCUGCCCCUCUGACAAAGCGAUGCGUGCGGACAGGGCGAAGUCGAUCCCGGCUGUGGUGAGGGGCGUGCUUUUUGGAUCUGAGGGUGCGUCGCAGAAAUGCACCGUCAUUGGGAGGAAUGGAUG